Lymnaea stagnalis (great pond snail) is the source of this 990-nucleotide messenger RNA. The record is from the annotation of a GenBank genome assembly. Lineage: Eukaryota; Metazoa; Mollusca; Gastropoda; Lymnaeidae.
GAGAGUCCACGCAUGACAUAGAUAUGUGACAAUAUUUAUAAACUAGUGCUUUUGAGACUUAUUGGCGUUGUUCAGAAGUCUCAAAGACAGCUAACGAUUACGUUAAUUUUUAAGUUAGGAAGAUUCAUUCAAACUUUGACUUUGUCAACUUAACUUUGCCAACGCGUCCUUAUCAACUUGACCUUGUGAGAACAGACUGCAACGUGGAAAGAUUAUUAAACAUGGAGGAGUCGCUGAAUUACACGGAGGAACAAAGAAAAUUGCAUCUGGAAACUCUUCAAAGUCAGACAACCCUUGUCAUGAUUCCAGCCCUGACAUUCUUAUCUCUACUUUUAGUGACUGGAGUUAUCGGGAAUAGCCUUGUUCUGUUAGUCUACUGGAGAAAGCGCUCCAAGACACCUGAGAAAGUGUUCAUCCUGGUAGUGGCUGUGUACGAUCUAUUAACAAACGCGAUCACAAUUCCAGGUAAAUUUAAAUACUAACAUAGAGGACAAAUAAAGAUCAAAGUUUGUUUUAAAAACAUUUUUACAAUAGGUAUUUUAUCUGAAAAAUAUAUAUUGAAAUCGAAUUUUAAAAAAGCUUUAAAAUAAAAGAGUUUUUUUUUGUUUUUUUUUUUUUUUUUAGAAAUUAGUUGAGUUCUGUUUUAAUUUAUUAAAUAAAAUUUGUUGCAAGAGAAGAUAUGAAAACAAUAAUAUUAAGAAAUGAAAAAAAAAACUAGAUUUUUUUUUUUUUUUUUUUUUUUUUUUUAGAAAUUAGUUGAGUUCUGUUUUAAUUUAUUAAAUAAAAUUUGUUGCAAGAGAAGAUAUGAAAACAAUAAUAUUAAGAAAUGAAAAAAAAAACUUGAUCCGUUGAUUUAUUUUGCUAAGGUGCAUUAGACAAGACGUGCAUGAUGUAUUUUAAAUGUUUACUUGUAGGAGAGAUGUACGAGUCACUCAAUGACUGGGACUUUGACCAUCCCACCGUCUGCAGGAUUCAGCAAUAUAUCAGCGC